Molecule: messenger RNA, 1628 nt
Organism: Notechis scutatus (mainland tiger snake)
Lineage: Eukaryota; Metazoa; Chordata; Lepidosauria; Squamata; Elapidae
Source: RefSeq, a predicted model, not a curated record
AACAGCUGGUGAGGGAGGGGGAGAGAGAGAGGGGGGGCGGAGUUUGAGGCCAGAGGCCCGGACGUAACCAGGACUGGUCCCUCAUCUCGGGGCUCGCUGAGAUUCUAAUGCCCUGUCGGGUUGCUCCAGAAACCGGGGAUUGGGCCCCAAUUCCCCGUCAGGUGCCAUUCUGAAGAGAAAACUUCCGGGGAGGAAUCUGACGAAAUGACGACGCGCCGCAUGAUCCGCCAACAGUACCGAGAACUAAUUUCUACCGUUCAGCAGAACCAUGAGCUGAUGCUGAGCACCAAUAAUGAUAAACUGACAGAAGCUCUAGAAGAUGCUGAUAAACUGUUCUCUGGAGUGUCCUGGGCAAGGGAGGCCGCUUUGGAUGCCCAGUUCCUAGUUUUGGCAUCAAAUCUAGGAAAAGAAAAAGCAAGCCAGUUACAUUCAGAUAUGACAGUAUUUGAUCCAUCUGCAUUUGCUGAAGAUUUAUUAUCACUUAUGGGUCUAAAUCGUUUGGAAAUAGAAGAAAGUGAUAGUGAAGAAGAACAGGUUGCUAGUGGAUUCUUACCUAAUAAUGCUUGGCAUAAGCUUGGUGAAGAAGCAAAAAAAUACUUUAGGAGGGCACCAGUUUUCCAUUUCAUGUUAGGCACUUUUACUCCUGAUCCCCCUGCUGAAAGGCCACGAAUUGAAAGGCAGCGAAAGAAGGCAACUUCAGAUGGAAACAGAGCAAUGCCCGCACAAUUAAAAAAAAUGGAAGAAUCUCAUCUAGAAGCUACUGAAAAGGAAGUAGAAAGGAUUUUGGGAUUCUUACAAGCCUAUUAUGGAGAAGAGCCUGCUACACCAAUAUCCUUCCUGGAGUUUGUGACAGACCCAAAUUCUUUUUCACGAACUGUGGAAAAUAUGUUUCAUGUCUCAUUCUUAAUAAGGGAUGGACUUGCAAGAAUAAAACUGGAUCAAGAUAAACUUCCUAUAAUAGAACCUUUACGUCCAGAAGGAGGAGAAAAUUAUGAUGAUUCUCAAGCACGGAAGCAAGCUGUCAUAUCAAUGAGCUAUCAAGAAUGGAUGAAUAUUGUGGAGAUAUUUGAAAUUUCACAGGCAAUGAUUCCACCUGUUUCACAGUCAAAGACCUGAGAUGAAGCUGAUCUGAAUAUAAGUUCCAUAGAUUUUGAACUUCAUUAUUUGUGAAUGAUGGUGUAGAGAAGAAAAAUGGGAAGUGGAAAUGCAAGGCCUAGAAGAAAGAAAGGCUGAGAAGAAAAGUGCAUCUGUCUCUCUACAUCAUAGAAUGUACUUACCUUGUUGAAAUAUUUGUUUUCUUCCAUCAUAACAACUAGGUGCAAUUCUGCAUUUGACAUAAGUGUUCAAAUGUUUAUGGUGAAAAAAAGAAUGAAGUAGAAUGUCUUUGAGAAAUGGCUUAUACAAGAACAAAGUAACUUGUUGAUGCCACUCCACAUCAUUGAAACUUUGGCAGAAGCAACAAUGUAGAAUCAAACACUUUGAUACACUUUUGCAAUGGGUUGUAUGUUUAAAAAUUUAUAAUAAUUAAUAAUUUUAAAUAUUUCUGUAGUUAUUUUUGAGUUGUUCAAGCUUGUUAAACUUUACAGAAUAAUGAAUAUAAAUAUUAAAUACAGAUGAUAACAUGUAAA